AUGAACACCAACUCUAACAACAACAGCAACAACAGCUGCAGCAGCUCAUCAAAUGAGAUCGCCAAGCCGCCCUACUCCUACAUCGCACUGAUCACCAUGGCCAUCAAGAAGGCGACCGACCACAAGGUGACGCUCAGUGGAAUCUAUCAGUACAUCAUGGACGAGUACCCAUUCUACCGGGACAACAAACAGGGCUGGCAGAACAGCAUUCGCCACAACCUCUCCCUGAACGAGUGCUUCAUCAAGGUGGCCCGGGAUGAUAAGAAGUCGGGCAAGGGCAGCCACUGGACACUCGAUCCUGACUCGCUGAACAUCUUCGAAAACGGCAGCUACCUCAGGCAGCGGCAAAGACGCCUCAAACGCAAAGGAGAAUGCAGAAGAGGUUAA
Molecule: messenger RNA, 387 nt
Organism: Rhagoletis zephyria (snowberry fruit fly)
Lineage: Eukaryota; Metazoa; Arthropoda; Insecta; Diptera; Tephritidae
Source: RefSeq, a predicted model, not a curated record